GAAGAUGAAACGACAUCGUGGUAAGAGUUGGCGUCGUUUCAGUUCCUCAGAGAGAGAGAGAGAGAGAGAGAGAGAGUAGCUCGAAUCGCAAAUCAACUCAUCUUCUUCACCAGCGCCGCCGCACUUCUACUGCACAAAAAAGGAUUCUGUUUCUGAAGAUGGCGUCGAAGUUGAUACAAGUUCAAUCAAAGGCAUGCGAGGCUUCAAAGUUUGUGGCGAAGCAUGGCACUUCUUACUACAGGCAGUUGCUUGAGAAGAACAAUCACUUUAUCCAAGAACCCGCCACUGUGGACAAGUGCCAAGAGUUGUCUAAGCAGCUUCUCUACACCCGUCUUGCUAGCAUUCCAAAACGCUAUGAAACCUUCUGGAAGGAACUAGACUACGCAAAGAACUUAUGGAAGAACAGAAGCGAUCUGAAGGUAGAAGAUGCUGGAAUCGCUGCUUUGUUUGGUCUUGAAUGCUUUGCCUGGUACUGCGCAGGAGAAAUCACUGGCAGAGGCUUCACCUUCACCGGCUAUUACCCUUGAAAGAGACCAACUAUUAUAACUUGAAACAACAUUUUGUGGUUUCCAUGAUUCUCUGAAUCAAAAAAAAUUUCCACUUCUUUUCCUGAAGAUUUGGAGCUGAGAACAUACAUUUUGCUAAACUCUGAGAUAAGAUUGAUCAAAUUAGAACCAAUUUUAUUUGCAA
This is a messenger RNA of Brassica napus (rape), 690 nucleotides long. RefSeq lists its product as uncharacterized. Bases 159 to 527 code for a protein of 122 amino acids. The transcript is spliced from 3 exons. The record is from RefSeq and is a predicted model, not a curated record. Lineage: Eukaryota; Viridiplantae; Streptophyta; Magnoliopsida; Brassicales; Brassicaceae. Gene Ontology annotation, molecular function: proton transmembrane transporter activity. Gene Ontology annotation, biological process: proton motive force-driven ATP synthesis.